AUGGCCGAAUCCGCACCAAAACGCCUCAAAACCGGCCCCAAAAUCGGCACCCACAACGGCCACUUCCACGCCGACGAAGCCCUCGCCGUGCACAUGCUCCGCAUGCUCCCAACCUACCACGACUCGGAGCUCGUCCGCACGCGCGACCCAAAGCUCCUCGAGACGUGCCACACGGUAGUCGACGUAGGCGGCGAGUACGACGCCCAGCGCAACCGCUACGACCACCACCAGCGCGGCUUCACGACCACCUUUCCCGGCCGCAACACGAAGCUCUCCAGCGCGGGCCUCGUCUUCAAGCACUUUGGCAAGGCGAUUGUCGCCCAGAAACUCGGCAAGGAUGUGAAGGAAGAUGCACCCGAGGUGGAACUGCUACAUAACAAGCUGUACGAGAGCUUUAUCGAGGCGCUGGAUGCGCACGACAAUGGAAUCAGCGUGUACGACCCUGCUGGUGUUUCUGCCGCGGGGCUGGAGAAGCGGUACAGCGAGGGGGGGUUUACCCUUGGCGCUGUUGUGGGAAGAUUGAAUCCCAAUUGGAACGAUGAGAAGCCCAGUGAUCCUGUGAAGGCGCAGGAGGCAGAAGACGCCAAGUUUGAGAAGGCUAGUCUGCGUAUUGGAGAGGAGUUUGAGCGCGACCUGGACUAUUAUACGUCUGCGUGGCUGCCGGCCCGGUCUAUUGUCCAGGAAGCGUUUAACAAGAGGACCGAGUUUGACCCUGAGGGAAGGGUGCUUGUUUUCGAGGGCCAGAGCGUACCCUGGAAGGACCAUCUGUACACCUUGGAGGACGGGAAGCCUACAGUUCUGUAUGUCUUGUACCCGGAGUCUACGGCGGCAGGCGCAAAAUGGAGAAUUCAGUGUGUCCCAGAGUCAAAGGAUAGCUUUGUAAGUCGCAAGCCCUUGCCUGAGGCGUGGAGGGGCUUCCGCGACGAGGAGUUGGAUGGCAUUUCGGGCAUUGGAGGUUGUGUGUUUGUCCAUGCGGCGGGCUUCAUUGGUGGGAAUAAGACCUUUGAGGGUGCAAAGGAGAUGGCUGUCAAGGCGUUGGCGUAG
Messenger RNA from Pochonia chlamydosporia 170, 1044 nucleotides. RefSeq lists its product as hypothetical. The record is from RefSeq and is a predicted model, not a curated record. The transcript has a single exon. NCBI's taxonomy places the organism in Eukaryota, Fungi, Ascomycota, Sordariomycetes, Hypocreales, Clavicipitaceae. Gene Ontology annotation, cellular component: nucleus; cytoplasm. Bases 1 to 1044 code for a protein of 347 amino acids.